GGUGUGCGCGUACAGUGAGUGCGUGUAUGUCGCGCAGCGCUGUGUAGUGUUGCGAACGCAUAGAUCUGUUCAAACAAAAGGAGUGUUUGAAUGCAUUGAAUGAGAAAAUGGCGAACAUUUCGGUCCACAAGAGGAAAGACGGCGGACCUAAUCAACGAUUCUUCGACUCCUCCGACACCAUACAGGCCUUCGAGACCGUCAGACAAUGGCUUCAGAAGAACUGCAAGAAAUACAUUCAAGCGGAUCCGCCGACCAACAAGAGUCUGUCAGCUCUGGUGAUCCAAUUGAUCCAAUUCCAAGAGGACGCGUUCGGCCGAACGGUUGUCAAACCGCCGUUGACUCGACUCCCGAUGAAGUGCUUUAUGGACUUCAAAGGCGGCGGCGGUUUGUGUCGUAUCUUUGAGUCGGUGUUCAAAUUCAAGUCAGACCAGGGAUGGCGUCGUUUCGACUUCUCUUCGCCCUCCCGUAUGGACCGCAACGUCGAGAUGUUUAUGGGAAUCGAGAAGUUCUUAGUGAACCACAAAUGCUUUGUUGAGCCAAACGUUUUCUUCACUCCCGAAGUGGACAAACAAUUAGUCCUCAAAUUGAAGGACAUUGUGAAGAGACAUAAGGGACAGGUUGUCGAGAGUGCCGAAGAGGCCACACAUUUAGUCCAUCCGCCCAUCGCUUCGAGCGGCGAAUGCGACGAUUGGAUCCGUUUAGUGAUGAGACGCGACAAAUGCGCUCUUCUUCACUGGUGGCAAACGCCCGACAGCUAUGAUAAUUGGGUGACAGGGGUUGACAUCGACGUGGAGCCCGAGUCGCCUCAUCCCAAGUCAGACCCCUAUCAGGUGAACGCGCGAUGGAUUCUCGAUUUGGAUGAAUAUAAUGAAUGGAUGAAUGAAGAGGACUAUGAAGUGGACGCCGACUCCCCCUCCAAACGCAAGUCUCCGCGCGGGAAGUAUUCACUCGAAGAGCUGUUGACUUCGGAUGAGAAACGCGAUCGAAAAGCCGGCUCUUCUGUCAAAGGCAAGAGAAGACGCUCUCCUUCUCCGCCAUUGGAUAAGAAAAGGCGAGGAAAGGGAAGCGCCAGAAGUCCAGCGCCCGCUUCCACCAGUAAAAAGAAGUUAUUCAGAGGUAAUGAUGAAGACUCUGAAGACUUAACUAAAGAUAUGGACGAACCAUCGCCUGAGCCUAAUCUACAGGAAGUAAGUCUUCCGAAGAGUACGCCUAACCCUCGAAGCAAUAAAGACGAGUCAUUGCCCAUCAAAGGCGGCGCUCUUAUCGAUUUGGACAUCAAUGAGACCGAAGAGAAAAUACCUCCAGAAGAGAGGAAUGGCAACAAUAAGACAGUCUCUCAGGCAAUGUCUCCGAACUCGAGUCGAAUGGCGAGUGAAAGACAGCCAAAAGAUGAUUCAGCGGACGAUAACGUGACAGAACAGGCGAACCAUAUAAUAAUCCCAUCGUAUUCCUCGUGGUUUGACUACAACUGCAUUCAUGCGGUCGAGAGGAGAGGAAUGCCUGAAUUCUUUAACGGCCGAAACAAAUCCAAAUCACCCGAAGUGUAUAUCGCGUACAGAAAUUUCAUGAUCGAUACCUAUCGGCUCAACCCAACAGAAUAUCUAACAGUGACUGCCGUUCGCCGUAAUAUCGCUGGCGAUGUGUGCGCUAUAAUGAGAGUUCACGCCUUUCUUGAACAGUGGGGUCUCGUUAACUAUCAGGUGGACGCCGAUUCACGGCCCACACCAAUGGGUCCGCCCUCUACCAGUCAUUUUCAUGUGUUGGUCGACACGCCGUCCGGCGUUCAGCCUCUAAACCCUCCGCGCGCUCCACAAUCAGCCGCUUCUCAAAUGCUGAACAUGACGUCUAAGGAUGGAGUGACCGAUAUUAAGAUAGAGGCCGACAAAAUGGGUGCUUCCGCUCUGAGCGACAACUUUGGUCUUAAGAUGGAUCAGUACGCCAAGAAAAACGCUUACUUUAAGAGCAAAGCGGCCGCCACUCUGUCUCGUGAGUGGACAGAACAGGAGACGCUUCUUCUUCUGGAGGGAUUGGAGUUAUAUAAAGACGAUUGGAAUAAAGUGUGCGAACACGUCGGUAGCCGUACUCAAGACGAAUGUAUUUUGCAUUUCCUUCGACUACCCAUUGAAGACCCAUAUUUGGAGGACUCGGCCGGAGUUCUCGGACCACUCGCUUACCAACCGAUUCCGUUCUCAAAGUCUGGAAACCCAAUCAUGUCUACCGUUGCGUUCUUGGCAUCGGUUGUUGACCCACGAAUCGCUUCUUCUGCCGCGAAGGCGGCAAUGGAUGAGUUCUCUAAGAUUAAAGACGAGGUUCCGGUCGCUCUAAUGGACGCCCACAUUAAGAAUGUUGAGGCGGCCGUCGCUUCUGACGGCAAUAUAGACCCCAAAGUGGGGCUUUCGAUGACAGGAAUUGCCGGCACAGCAGACAAAGAAGAAGAAGAACCCAAAGUCGAGAAAGAAGUUCCCGAAGACAAGGAAGUGAAGGAACCCAAUGAAGCGAAUUCGGCAUCUGAUAAGCCAACGCUUCCAACCGAUGAGCCAAUGGACACAUCGAAACCAAGUGAAGACAAACAGAGUACUAAUGACGAAGAGAGCGCUGCGGCCGACACUGAAAAGACUGUCUCAGAGGCCAUAAAGUCUGAGCCCAACAAAGAAGAGGCCGAGAAAGAUAAGAAUGUAAAGGAAUCUCAGAUAUCGAUCGCAGCGGCGGCUGCUUUAGGUUCGGCUGCAGUCAAAGCCAAACAUUUAGCGGCCGUUGAGGAGAGAAAAAUUAAGUCUUUAGUGGCUCUUCUGGUCGAGACUCAGAUGAAGAAAUUGGAGAUAAAACUGAGACAUUUCGAAGAAUUGGAAGCCAUUAUGGAUCGCGAACGAGAAACUCUCGAAUAUCAAAGACAACAACUGAUGCAAGAACGACAACAGUUCCAUAUGGAACAGCUUCGGGCGGCAGAGUUCAGGGCCCGACAACAGGCACACGCCAUGUUUGCAUCACAACAGGGAACGCAACCGACACCGGCUCUCAAUCAAACCGCGCCAGAAGUGGACGCACUACAAGGUUCGCAACGAACUGUUCCACCGGUCGCCCCAUCGGCCGCACCUAUUAUUAGACCCCCGCCUCCCAUGGCGUACAAUCAAUGGCAGAGACCGCAGAUUUCGGCGCCGCAGCAAAUGCCACAACCGAUUCAACAGCAAUCACAACCGCCGCCACAACAAUCACCACUACAUCAGGCAAUCUUAGGUCCGCAAACGCAUACACUGGUCGGCCAACCAUCUCAUUCUCCGGCGCCAACGCAACAGCCAAUGCCACCAGUCAUUCAAAAUCGGGCGCCACUUUCGCAACAAGUAUUUCCACAAUCCAAUCAAUUCGCUCCCAAUCUAUUAAACACUCAACCAAUUUAUGAACAAAAACCUCAAAUGAUUUCCCCGCAGCCAAUGCCGCCCACAUCCCAACCCCUCUCCCAACCCACACCACCGCCGCAACCCAUUCAACAGCUGCCGCCACCACUCCCUCCGCAACAGUUAUCACAACCUUCUUUGCAUCAACUCUCACAACCUUCACAGCCUUCUGCCCAACAACUUCCACAACAGUUACCACAACCCCCUCAACAGUUACCACAACCCCCUCAACAGUUACCACAUCCCUCUUUGCAACAGCUGUCACAGCCUCCGACCCAACUAUUAUCACAACCUCCACCCCCUCAACAACAACCACAACCCUUACCCCCUCAACAACAGCCCCAACAUUUAUCUCCACAACAGCAGCCCCAGCACUUACCCCCUCAACAGCAACCCCAACACUUACCCCCUCAACAGCAACCCCAACACUUACCCCCUCAACAGCAACCCCAACACUUACCCCCUCAACAGCCCCAGCAUUUAUCCCCUCAACAGCAACCCCAACACUUGUCCCCUCAACAGCAGUCCCAGCACUUACCACCUCAACAACAACCCCAACAUUUACCCCCUCAGCAACAGCCACAGUCCCAACUCUUACCCCCUCAACAACAAGUACAGGCACCGCCCCCUCAGCAUUUGCCCCCACAACACCAUUUUCAACAACUUUCGCAGCCCCCGGCGCAACAAUUACACCCCCUUUCGCAGCAAUUAUCGCAACCCCCCUCUCAGCAUAUGCCGCAACCUCUUUCUCAACCCCUAUCACAAGCGCUGUCUCAGCCUCUUUCGCAGCCUCUAUUGCAACCUCUGUCUCAACCCGUUUCUCAGCCUCUAUCGCAACCUCUAUCGCAGCCACUUUCGCAAUCUAUACCCCAAUCGCAAGCUUCUGCUGUUCCGCCACCACUACCACUACCGCCACACGUAUCUCAAGCGCCAGUAUCUCAACCAAUGCAGGCUUUGCCACAUAUGGCACCUCCAAUGCCUCAGUCUUCUCCUCCAAUGACAUCUCAAGUGCCACAACUAUCACCCGUUAAUCAGUUCGCACCACAACCUCGCGUACAGCCGGGACCACAACAGGGACAGCUCCAACCUGUGAUGGGUGACCAGAACACACUAAUGGCGCCGCAUAUUCCACCGCAAGCACAACCUGUGCCACCCCAUGCCGUACAUCCCAGUCCUAUGUCCCAUGUGAUGCCCCCGAACGCCGUACCCCCACAACCGCCCACCGGCGUUUGUGAGUCUAAUAGAGAGGAAACUCCAAACAUGUAAACAUUAUUUGGCUUCAAAUUUAAUAUUUUCUUCUAUUUCUUUUAAAUUAUUAUUUAAUACAACUGUUUAUAUAAUUGAAUGACCGGUACUUUUAGUUAAUUUCGUUGUCACUUAAAUUUAUUCAUAAAUAAAUCAUUUCUUCACUUUUAAACA
Molecule: messenger RNA, 4811 nt
Organism: Medioppia subpectinata
Lineage: Eukaryota; Metazoa; Arthropoda; Arachnida; Sarcoptiformes; Oppiidae
Source: the annotation of a GenBank genome assembly